This is a messenger RNA of Pseudoliparis swirei, 2042 nucleotides long. It is a transcript of the gene nfyba, whose product is annotated as nuclear transcription factor Y, beta a. The record is from RefSeq and is a predicted model, not a curated record. Lineage: Eukaryota; Metazoa; Chordata; Actinopteri; Perciformes; Liparidae. The transcript is spliced from 7 exons. Bases 913 to 1527 code for a protein of 204 amino acids. Gene Ontology annotation, molecular function: protein heterodimerization activity; DNA-binding transcription activator activity, RNA polymerase II-specific; RNA polymerase II cis-regulatory region sequence-specific DNA binding. Gene Ontology annotation, biological process: regulation of transcription by RNA polymerase II. Gene Ontology annotation, cellular component: CCAAT-binding factor complex; nucleus.
CCGCCUGGCUCAUUGCAGCGCGUGUUUAAUGAACACCAGCCAGCUGGUUAGCGUCACGUUAGUUCAAGUCAGUAAUAGCAAACGUUAGCUAACGCUAAACGUCUCAGACGCCGGCUAGUUAGCACGCGAGCUAAACACACCGGUAACGUUAGCGUGUCGCUUAUGUAAACUGAGCUCACUACGGGGUUUAAAGAUUUAACGAUGGCUCACAAUCCCGGUGUCGUGCCGAUUAUUGUUUAUAUUUAAUGUGUUCUCAUGAGCCGCUAAACAUUUCAUCAUAUAAGCUGGCGGUUGAAGCCGAGCGGCAGGGGGAGGGGAGGCCUCUAGCGGUAGCGGGAGUCAACAUCUGGACAUGUCUCUAUCCAGACGUUAGUCGGAGCCUUUUACAAUGGAAACGUAGAUACCCAUUGUACUUUAUAUGACAAAGAACAUCCCUACAUUUGAGAUGCUGGAAACUGCAGUCACCUUUUAGUGGUACUUCUUGGAUCGAUCGCAACCUCCUCUGAUUGAUUUUGUCAACACGAUUUUUCCUAAUAUAUAAUUUCCAAUAUGGAAAAACAUAUGUAAGCUCUGACGCCACACGUGUGUCAUGACCCCCAGAGAAUCAGAGGGUCUUUCUGUUGGGUUAUGCAUUUCAGUAACAGCUUGACCAUUGCUCAAAGUAAAGCAGAGAUAAGGGAUCCAUGUGCAUGGAUGACAACAUGUAUUACUGGACCACAUCAACCAGCCCACGAGAGGGCUCUUUAGGGAUUGAGCACUUUAAAAAAAAUCUACAUCAAAGUAGUUUGUCAUCCAAAAAAAGUUAUGUUACGAUCUUUAUUUAGCUUUAAAUGAUCCGUGUCCGUUUUUUUACAGCGGUCAACCCACAGCAGAUCCACACUUUACUUUACAGCUCUAAGUGAAAUAAAACAUAUGGACGGAGACAGCUCGACCACCGACGCCUCCCAGCUGGGCAUCACUGGGGAGUACAUGGCAUCCGGUCACUACGUCCUCCAAUCCCAAGACGAUGACGGGGACGAGAAUCUGAAUGACCACGACGAUGGCAGCAUCAAGGAGAACUUCAGGGAGCAGGACAUCUAUCUCCCCAUCGCCAACGUGGCUCGCAUCAUGAAGAACGCUGUUCCUCAGACCGGAAAGAUCGCGAAAGACGCCAAGGAGUGCGUGCAGGAGUGCGUGAGCGAGUUCAUCAGCUUCAUCACGUCGGAGGCGAGCGAGCGCUGCCACCAGGAGAAGAGGAAGACCAUCAACGGCGAGGACAUCCUGUUCGCCAUGUCCACGCUGGGCUUCGACAUGUACGUGGAGCCCCUGAAGCUCUACCUGCAGAAGUUCAGAGAGGCCAUGAAGGGAGAGAAGGGGAUUCCUGGAGUGGCGGUGGGCGACGGGCUGGUAGACGAGCUCACAGACGACAGCUUCUCAAAUCCACUGCCAGCUGGGAUCAUCACAGCGGACGGCCAGCAGCAGAACGUGAUGGUGUACACCACCUCGUAUCAACAGAUUCCCACCGUGCAGCAGAUCCAGUUUUCAUGACGAGGCCUUCGCCCCCGAGCCUGAACACAGCGGCCGGGUGACCUCCGACCCCGCCACGGGGUAGAGGUCAUCAGACAGGGAGGAGGAGGAGGAGAGGGGGGGUCUCAGAGCCCCCGUGUACAGAGAAUCACUACCUGUUCAGUAGACGGUGUCGUCCCUAGUUGUGAGGUACCAAAUGUUUUGGAGUGCAUCCAAACCAGCUGUGAGAAAUCAAGGCUUUAUUUUAAAGGCAAGUCUUAUUUCAUGACUUAGUGGUCAAAUAGUUUUUUUUCUUUUUGUGAGCGUGUGUUGUUUUUAUGCAUUUCUUUCUCGGUGUGGGGAGGGGGGGGGGGUAUAAUGGGAAGUGUUGUGUUGGAUGUUUAUUUUGGAACACCUCUGUUCUGAACGGAGAGGAGGCCCGUUGUUACUGUCUCAUCUGAUCAUGCAGCUCUUUUGUAAGUUAACAUGAUGAACCAUGUGCUUUAAUGUUAUGUCAAUCCUUUGAAUAAAAAUUCAAAAGUGAUGUUUAAAAUGUG